Messenger RNA from Lactuca virosa, 252 nucleotides. NCBI's taxonomy places the organism in Eukaryota, Viridiplantae, Streptophyta, Magnoliopsida, Asterales, Asteraceae. The record is from the annotation of a GenBank genome assembly.
AUGAGAGUAGAGGGUAUGGCUUUUUUCUUGACUGUUCUUUUUGCAUUUACCCUCAUUUCUUCUACGAUAACAGUUGAAGCACAACGAUUAGGAGUAGUGUCAAAAAUACCACCGUCACCAGGGAAUUCUGGUAUGAGGGGUGGCUGCUGGAGUUGUUGGGGUCACAAAGUAGUCGACAAGAAAAAAGGGACAGCAUCAGUAGCUGCAGUAUCGAUAUCACCACCACAAGCUAUCCACAAGAAGGGAGGUUGA